Dermacentor albipictus is the source of this 8763-nucleotide messenger RNA. RefSeq lists its product as uncharacterized. The record is from RefSeq and is a predicted model, not a curated record. Lineage: Eukaryota; Metazoa; Arthropoda; Arachnida; Ixodida; Ixodidae.
GGCAACGCCGCGCCGGCAGAAGACGCUCGGCGUGUUCUGCGCGUUCGCCGUGCACCGUCGCGCUAGCAGCCGAGCCACCACGCCUCUGUGUGCGCGUGCGUCGCGCGCCCGCUUUGUGUCGUUUGCCGAUUUGUGCGUGGUGGUGCACCACUGACUGCGGACAGGUCACGUCCUUCGGCAUCGUGGUUUGUGAAGGUGUCGUCGGCUCUUUCAGUGACACCAGGUGUCAUCGUGUGGCUUUUGACGUCUCCGAAACUAAGUCGCCUUUCGAAAUUGACGCAUGGUCGCCGGUGUAUCCCUUGCCAACACGGCUGACGUUUAGCCAGUCCAGGGCAUCGCGCUUGGAACGCGGCCACAAGUUCCUGCAAGCGCUCUUCACCGCCUUUUUCAUUACUCGGCACGGACAAUCCAAGGAACCGAAAGUGCUGUCGUCUUCGCCACGUGCUGGCUUCCACGUUCCCAGCGCCUCUUCUGAGACGUGCGCACGCAUCCGGUUUCGGAUUUCCCACGAUCGCUGGCCACCAGAAGGUUCUCCUCGGAAGUUUGGAUGAUCAAGUGUUUUGACUGGGUGUCGUUCUUCCUCUUCACUGUGCUUCCUCUGCAGCCGACGUGUGCUUGGUAUAGGCAAACCUCUUCUGUCUGGUGGUGGACGGGCCAGCGAGUGGUCGCACCUACGUCUGUUCUUGUCUGCGCCUCUGUUUAGCGCGUCACCGGAGGCGUCGGAUUUUGGCGUGUCCCCUGAACAUCGCCUGCACGUUUCGCGCGACGAAACCGGUCCGCGCCUGAGGUAUCUCGUCCAUUAAUUUUGUGUGCCGGUAUCGAGUGGAAGAGGUGGCCAUGGGUGCCUACUACGCGACGCCCGAGCUGACUCCCGAGCACGAGUUCGCCCCCGAGGUCGUAGGGGUCGAGCACCAGGACGGCACGCGUGUCGAAAUGGAUUCGGGGCCCAGCGCGACGAGGCUGGACCUUCGGCCGAAGCGCGGAGCCAACAUGGCCGACCAGGACGACCAGCAGCUCAUCGGCUUCGACGACAGCCCCGUGGUGCUGCCGGCCGAGCCGAAGAAGGGCGCUUCGCCCAGCGAGGCCGAGCGCAUCCUCAAUUCGCUGAACGCCGAGAAGAGCCAACUGGCGGCGGCCACCAAUGGCCACACCGACAAGGCGGCCACCACCAACGGACACCACCACGACGCGCCGGAGAAGGCAGUCAAUGGCCACGCGCCCAAGGCUGAACACCACGAGACCGGUGAGCCAGUCUACACCGAAGUUCCGGAGGACAACAUCUACGAGGAAGUCAUACCUGUGCAAGAGAACAAGCCCGAGGUAGUGCUUACGCCGACUGUCCAGACUACCACGACGGAAAAUGGCGUCACGGGCGUGCUUUACGAUGACUCUUCGCUGUCCAGCGAAGUGUCCGCGGAGCUGUCUCCACCUCCGUCCAAUGUCGGCGAUUGUGCCUCCAACGGCACAGCCUUGUCUGACCCUGAAUGCGACGCUGCCAUGGCAGAAGCCUCGGCACCGGAGUCUCACGCCGACAUCCCUUUCGUCGUCGUCCAGGAGUCGACGCCUGUUGACUCGGAGCAGUCCAACGACGAACACGCUGAAGACAGCGCGUCGGAACAGGCCGCCGAGGAAGUGUGCAAAGCUGAGGCAACAGCCGCCGUUGAAGCAGCGAUCGAAGCGAGUGCCGAGACGGUGGUUGUAGUGGAACCGCUGGUCAAGCCAGUGGUCCUGCCCGUCGAGAAGGACACUGCACCGACUUCGGAGGAACAGACAUCUGGUGAACAUCGCUGCGCUGCUCAGCCGCCAGUGUUGGCUGCUAGCGCGGAGUCCUGUGCCCGGCUUGAUCACAUCGAAUCUGAGUUCACAAGAGUCGAUAACGUUCAGUUUGUGGAACCUGAGGACAUGGGACGUUGCUCGGUCGUCUCCGUCACUGAGACGGCACCGGAACGCGAGACCGCCGUCGAAGAGCUUCGCGGCAACGUUGAAGUGGUGGUACACGCCGAGGACAUUGUUUCCAGCAUUGAAGAGAUAACGCCGUCCACACAGGCCUCUCUAGUUGAACACGGACUGCAGCAUGAGACUGAGGAGCCACUGCAGUGUCAAGACUUUCCUCAUGAGGCGGUGCUUGCUGGCUGUGAACCAGCGCAGGGUGCCGAGCCUCCCGCUGUGCGACACGAGUCGCGGCACUUGAAGCCGAGUGCUGCGGACAGCAUCGUGGCCCGCGAGAUCCGCGCCCAGAAGGAGCGAGAGGAGAUGAUCGCCCGCGAGCGGAAGCUCGCCCAGGAAGCAGCCAGGCUUAGCUCGACGGCGCUUGAAAAGACGCUCUGUGACAGGACACCGGAGACGCCUGCGCGACUCACCGUGUCUCAGCUGCCCACGGCAUCGCCGACCUCACCUCCCAGCAUGGUCGCCAGCCCCGCGCCAUUCCCGGCUCCCAUCGAGAAGCGGUUCACGUGCCCGUCGGACUCUAAGAUCGCUGAUGAGAUUCGGGAACUCCAGGAGCGGGAGGAGGAGCUGCGGGAGCUGCGGGAGCGCCUGCAUAUUCAGAGCAAUGACCACAGGUGCAGUGCGGGUGGCCCCAUCAACAACGAUGAUGCCGUCGUCGCAGCAAAUGGCGUGACCAGUCCACUUGCAUCCUUGACGUCCAGCAGUGGAUUGUCUAGGACCGUGAGCGUUGAGUCACUUCCUCCAAAUGGCUCGAUUCACACUCCCUUCGGGCCACGCAGGAAGGACAAGAUAACGGUGCGGCCACUCUCCGAUGGCACCGAAGAUAGCGUGCCAUCCCCGACUUUCGUGUCGCAUGGCGGUGAGUCUCCAAUCGAACGUGAGAUCCGGCUAGCACGAGACCGGGAAGAGGCAUUGAGGAAGGAGAAGGGGCUGCUGGGACAGCUGCAGGCGGAAGGAUUUGUGAAGAAGGGCGAAGUAGCGUCAUCCGCUUCGGUGAAGGGUGCAAAGGCUACUGUGGUGCUGCGCGGAAGCACGCAGAAGAUCCUGGCGACAUCUCGGAUCCAGCAGGAGAUAGAAGAACAGACGCAGCGUGAGAUGGCUCUUCGAGAGUCUGGGCACAUCCAGACCAUCUCCCAAGAGAGGACAGACUCCAAGGUGACCAGGAUAGGAAACGAGGCAAGCACUGCCGCGUCUCCUUCACCGUCACCCGCUUCUACUACGAGGAGAGUGCCGCCUUUCGAGUCGUCUCUUCCCAAUAUCGAGAUUUUCGAGAAGACUCCCGCCAUUGUCAUUCCCACCCGAGUCUGUUCCCCGACGGCGGCCCCCUGCGGCGUUGCUUCGGCUGUUGCCAAGGCAACCAACGGUCACGUGCACGCCAACGGUCACGCUACAGGAGCGAAAGUGUCGCCCGUGGCCAAUGUCCGUGGGGUGAGCAUGCAAAAAUUCCUCGCCAGUCGUGGCAAGGAGCUUGCCUUCACGAGCUCACCGCCACCUCAGAACGGAGAUAAGCUAGAGUACCGUGAGCUGAAGCCUCCGCAACUGCAGAAGGGGGCCAUCGAUGCCGUCCGCAAGGGCCUGGUUACUGCUGAGACCAAGAUCCAGGAGGAGAUGCGUGCCAUGAAGGAGCGCGAGGAGGAGCUGAGGCGCCAGCGCCUCCGACUGCUCGGGCAGUCCCAGCCCAACCUGAGCCUGUUUGAGGGAUGCACAGUAGCGGACGCAGACCACGCCACUGACGCCACAGAUGGUCCCGCCUUGCAACAUGCUGGCAGUGAUGCGAGCCUUCUGGAACAGACCACUGUCAGUGACUCGUCAGAGGCCGCCAAUCAGGUGUCCAACACUUCCAGUGUCCCACGCCGCCGCAGUGCCCUCAUCGCACAGUGGGAACAAAGGAUCCAGAGCACCGAUGUCGCCAAGUCGUAAAGAGAGAGAGAAAGAAAAGAAUUGCGAUGUUCUUUAAUAUACAUAUAUAUGUAUAAAUGCUGAUAAUCUAUUUCUUUGCGCCCAGUACAGGUACUUUAGUUCAUUUCGCAUUCCCCUAGUGCACUCUUCUUGAAUGGGUGUCUUCGAGACGACGAUGCACCAGUGUCCCAAGUGACGUUUCUACACUAUGAGCUGGUCACCAGAGCAUAAUCUCGCUAGCGUUGAUAAUUUCGUAGAUCAGCUUAUGCAAGGAGUGGAAGGAAUAACGCUAGUAGAUAUGGAACGCCCUUGUGAUCGGCAAGAAUAUACUGAUGGGGUAGUUGGUUCAACAUAGUGCUAUUUUUCAUAGCAAGGAAAAAGCACUAGACAACAGAAGAUAAAAGGGCUGACUAUCACUUCAUAGUUAUUGUUGGAUUCUGAAAAGUACAUAAGCUGUAGUGACAGAGGUAAAGGAUAGCAUAUGAAAGGACACCAUUUUCGUAUUCAGCGUUACAGCAUACGUGACACGUGCCUAUGCAAUAAUAUUGCUUCUAUUGUUUAAGGAAGUCAAGUUUCUUUCCUGGCAGGAAAAUGGACACAACAGUGACGCACGUUUCAUCAAGUCCUGGAAUAUCUCAAUCUUGCAUCUAUGAUGUAUUACUUCAUGACUACCUCCGCGUUUAUGUCAUUGAAAGUUUUUAAGGCUUAAGAAGUCUUGAGUGUUAAGCCCCUCUGUUUACUGAAGUACAGCAAUAUAUUUUUUUAGCCCUGGGCGACAAGCUACUGAAGGAACAUUUGGAGCAUUCUAAAGUAGUGUAGACUUUUAACGUUGACAAUUUUGUAUGCUGUUAAAUUGUGAUGAAUCACAAUUGAAAAAUAUAGCAUGUGAUGUUCUCAACAGUUUCACUAAGGUUUCACUUGAUUAGUACUAAAACAUGAACAGCCAUUUCAAGGGUUUAAAACAUUUUUAGAGUUGGAGCUGCAUUCAUCAAAUUUGGGGGUGACUCAGAUUUGAUGAAGCGACAGGCUGACGCAAGAAAUAAUAGAGGCUAGAGAAACGACAGGACUUGGUGAUAGGUGCAUCAGUGUUGAUUUGUUUAUUCUUCACAAAAGGAACUUGGACUGCUUUCUUAGACGCAUGUAAUGUAUUCUGUUAGGCUCGAUGCAAAAAUGGGCCCUUUCGUAUGUCGCCCUUUCCCUCAGUGAUUAUGAGUUACAUAUUGUGCAGAAUCCAAUAAUAGACAUGACUUUAUUGUCAACAUUCUCUGUUAUCUUGUCUGCUCUGUUGUCUCGUCCUUGCGUGGACAAUUAGCAAUUUUAUAAUUCCUGUGUUUUUGUUUUUUGUGCUUUGAUACCGCAUCGCUGUGCACUUGGCAUGUGGUCUGUGCGGCUGCUGAAAACCAGAUGCGCAACAGUGAGGUAUUUGUCAAACUGUUGAUGCACUGCAAUAUACUUUGACAUUACAAUAAAUGUCAAUGGCUGUGGUUUCGUAUGCUCUUGGGUAUACUGUAUACAGUCUUCUGUGCUCAAGAAAGAGCAAGAAUAACAUACCAAGUCUCUUAUUUGUAACAUAUUAUGCGUUUAUACCUGUAUAAGCUGGUAUAAGCUUGAAGUGCACUACUAGGACAGGAAUAGGAAAGCUCUUGCUAGUUGUUUACAACAUCAGAGGCAGAUGCAACUUUAAGAUAUUGUUUCCACAAUCAACAACACCUUGAGCGAUGGUGAAGUAGUACAAAACAACAGCAGUGCAUAAGGUACCAUGCCUACCUAAUUAUAAUUUACCUCUGAAUGUAAUGCACAUUGAAGUGGUAAAUGUUCAGAGUAAGAAAAUAAUGGACACUAAAGGCAUGCACUCUAUUUAUAUACCACGAAAAAUGUAGCGUGCCUCCGAUCUUUGCAAAAAGAAGAAAUUACUUUCACAAGAUGAAACUUUAUUUACACUUAAGGUACAUUGUUAUCACUUUAAUGGACCUCGACACAUUUCCGUCCAUGCCAUUCGUUGCAUUUGGUAUUCCACAUUUCUUGAAUGACUUCUCAAUCAUCACGAAUGAGAUUGUUGCCCAUGCUUUAACAAACAUCUUUGCCAGUUUGUCGGACAGUGUAGGCAAGUCUUCAAUAUGCCAAAAACAAACAAUACAUAGCUCUGGUGCCACUGGCUUAGCAUGUAAAACAACCUUUUUAAUGAGCCUUGAUAAAGAAAGUGGUGUAUUGCCAUUGCCAAGCCAACCUAUAAGAAAGCAAGUUUUGUCGCCAUAUGGAUGGCUAUGGUCAUUAUGUUUGCACUGACAGUAGUUUGCUGGCAAAGCUGCAAAUGUGGUUUCAUAUCCAAUUGAAGAACACAAGCAUAUUUCAGACCUAUAUAGGGGGGAAAGGUGCGCCUUUUAAUUGUGUAAAUAGACUAUUUUCUAUGACUUACCGUCGUACGAGUAAAAUACUAAGAGAUGUUCUGUGUCCCUAACCAAUUUAUGAGAAAGAUGCCUACGAUAUCUACAAUAUAUUUAUCCAGCAGUCAUUUUCUGUCGGAGACACUGCUGCUAGUGAACGUUGCUGCUACUCUCCACAACACGCAAUGUUGGCGGAAGCUGCAUUUGGCAUUAAAGCCAGCCUGGUGGUGCAAAUUUGUUGCAGGUGCCUUCCAGCAAUGUGCUCGCUUUGUUAUUUCCUCUCCGUGUUGAGAAUACUACAAUGGCUGUAUUGAAAGGGCCAGUCAAGGAUGAACCUGGAAUUUGGAGAGCUUUAAAGUGGCCUACGUCACAAGUUAUCACCUUCUCUCUCUUCUUAUUCUUGAGGGGGAAAGGGAAAAUUAUUCUUGAAGGGAAAAUUGUGCAGGCGGGCCUGGCCAUGACAAACUCCCAGUGCUCAAUGUGUACCACACAGCACUCUAGGCAUGUUCCUGCUGGCCUCUCCAUGCUUUUGUUUUAUGCUCUCAUGGGAAUAGUAGAAGGUCGCUAGAUAUCAUUGCCGCUACAAUAAUUCAAGUGCAUUAUUACUCAUAGUAUUCUUGAGUAUACUACGACAGCCACACUAACUGAAGAGCAUGUUUAGCAAGUCUGCCUAACGCCUGUUUUCUAACUGUGCUGGCAUUGAUUUAUAUUCAUGAAUUCGCAUCGGCAACCAAAGAAAGGACUUUCACGAUUACGUAUGCAGCCAUCUCAUUGUUUCUAGAAGCAAGCUGUGUGAUGAGGUUUAACAUGCGUAUGAAAAAUCAGCACAAUGUGUUUCGUGUUUAUGAACAAAAAAACGGUUAAUGACAUGAAAAGUGAACUUCUGAUAAAAAAAAGCCCCCCUACAUCCAGUGAUAAUUUUCUCUUGCUGGAAGCAUGAUCGAACAAGACUGGGUCCUAGCGAACCUUAAGUGCACAAUGAAGAUAACACAGCUACGGAUAAAUGCCUUGCUCUAGCACAGAAAUGAAAAGGAACCUGGAAGGUGGUCGCAAUGUGCCUGCAAGAAUUUUAGUGUAGUUUAAUGUAUAAUGGUAGUUUUUCUAAAGGUGCAAUUUCCUGAGGCAUCUGUGGUGGCACAUUAAUUGCGCUGCCACACUCGGCAACAAUUCAUGAACAUUGUCUGCAUCAUCAUGAACAUGUCGAUGGCUCUGCCACACGAAAGCAACAAUUGUUGGAAUAUAUGAUGAGAACGUGUAUCCUACCACUUUUUGUUCCUUUGUUGUGACAGAGCUGCUGAUGACACCCUGUACAGACAGUACUGGCCUACUUGCUUACAUUGUGACAGUGCCCUAAUGAUAAUACCAUUAGGGAUUACGGGCACUGAGGUAUAGGAGCUGUAGUAUUAGAGCUUUCAGAGGAGUUGCACCACCGGAGACAGCUUAUCUUUAGGAAUGGUUCGUCCACAGAUGGACAUAAUCAUCCAGCAUUAGCCCUGUCUUCGUUGAUACACUCUAGGCGCCACAGGUUAUAAAGAGUGUGCACAACUCUUGGUCACCAAACUUUCUGCCUGGAGGUGCCAGUUUCAGCAAAGAGGGGUGAAAUACUGGCAAAGUCCUUGUGAAGUGCAACUGCUUUCAGACUUCUUACAGUAUUCGUUGUAUCGUAUACCUGUGACAGAGCCUCUGAAGAUAACAACUGGGUGUAUCAUUAAUGGCCUGGAGAAAUGAGAUCUUCAGGCCCCUCGUGAUGCCGUGACUAGCCUUUUGCUUAUUCUGCUGGAUGAAGUUGAAUUGCAUCAAGCAGGACAUGACGCUUCUGUAGUUAAGCAUUAGCAUGAAGCCACUAAGUUGCAUUGUACUGAAAUAAGCCAUUUUUCUGUGACCAAGUGUACAACAUUUGCCGCACCUGUCGUGUGCCAAGUACUUCUUUUCAGAACACAGAGUCAUCGAUUUCAUCUGCAGUUAUUCGGACUGUUCCCAAUGCCUACAAGCAGCAAGUGCAGAGCCAAGGUUGAUGCAGCGUCUCAGUUGUGGAUGUGUUGCUAACCACUCUAUUGACAACUGCUCUCAACUCGACUAAGACAUUGGAAAGUGGCCAAUUGCAGCCCUGUUUUUUACUCUUGUAUGUUUAGCUAUCUGUAAGAAUGGGCAGCUAGUUGUUAUUAACAAUCAGCAUCUUUAAUUUGCAGUCCUAAAUGCCUUUGAGAUUGUGUCAUAUAUUUGUAGAUGUACUUAAGUCUCUCUCUCUGCAAGCAGCUGCCGUUGCAGUGUUCCUUUGAUGUUGUUAUUGACAAGUGUGAUUAAAUUACACUCCAGCUUCUGGCUUUUACCUGGUGCUUUGUGUAUGGCUGGAUAUGUUUUGUACUUAAUCGAAGGUGCUGCAUUUGUCACUUGUCAGAGAGAGUGGUAGCUAAGGAGACUGUUUCUGUUCUUUAACAUUUUGCUUUUGUAUGGGGGCGCUUUACUAACCGCGUGCCGCCAGUUUCAGUGAGUCAUAUAUUUUUAUAAACUUAAUAAAGGACUACACAAUGGA